Messenger RNA from Oryzias melastigma (Indian medaka), 9027 nucleotides. RefSeq names its product mucin-2. The coding region runs from base 483 to 8858 and encodes 2791 amino acids. The record is from RefSeq and is a predicted model, not a curated record. The transcript is spliced from 44 exons. Gene Ontology annotation, molecular function: protein binding. Gene Ontology annotation, cellular component: extracellular matrix. NCBI's taxonomy places the organism in Eukaryota, Metazoa, Chordata, Actinopteri, Beloniformes, Adrianichthyidae.
GUAAAUACCUGGUAUUGACCAGCGCAGGGGAAGUUUUCCAGAUUCCUUGUGUUUCUUGCAAGAUAUUUGGUCAUUUAUACAUUGAAGUGAAAAUACUGCUGCUAAAUCAAAAGGGUAUUUUCCAAAUUGAAACAAAUUUAUAUGAUAUAAAUUGAUUUGAUUAUCAACUAUCGAUUUUUUUUAUCAAAUUGUGUAUUGAUACACAAUAUUCAUCAAUAAAAUCGACUAAUCAUGUCACCCCUAGUUUUAAAUAUAACGUCUCUGUUUUUUUUUUUGCUUUUAUUAAUAUAAGUACAGCCAAUUUAUAUGAGUAAUAUUGGGGAUCACUGUCCACAGUAAGAAAAAGAAUGCAUUAACAUCAGAAGUCUGUGGAAGUUCAUGGCAAGCUAUAUACAAAAUGUGGUAAUUCCAGGCUCUAGAUCAUGUUAUUUUUGCAUCUCUACUUUAACCUGCUACAUUUUUAAACAAGCAAAGAUACUAACAUGCUGUUCAUUUUGCAAUCAGACACCUGCAAGACCUACGGCAGUGGAGUCUUCCAGAAUUUUUAUGGCAAAGAAUACUACAUGCGCUCCUCCUGCCGCUUCUACCUGACCCUAUUCACUCACAACGACUUUGACUGCAGCAUCACCAUACAGCGUGAUAAAGACUCUUUAUUAAUUUCUCAAGUUGUGAUUACCAUCAACAGAGUCAAAGCAGUCCUGGAAGUUGGAGGCAUCAAGGUGAACGAUAAAAGCAUUUCUCUUCCUCAUGACGAAACAUAUCUGCAAGUAUUUGAUUAUGGCAUCUACAAAAGACUGAAGUGCCUGUUGAUUCCUCUUACUGUCACUUGGCAUAAUGUAGAAGGAGGAAUUGGGUCUCUUUGGGUGGAAUUAGAGCAAGAUCUGAAACCUAACACUAAAGGACUGUGCAGCAACAAUGGAACUCAAGUUGAAAGUUGUCGUGUUGAUCCUGAGGAUAACGUAUGUCAAACUCCAGAUCUCGGUAAAAGUGAUGAUAAAUUAAAGAAUUGUGCGAACUUAGCUUCUUAUGGUCGUCCAUGCUUUGAAGGAAGUUCCAAUAUCUACGAUCUCUGCUUAUUGAACAACUACAAAGGGAGCAAGCAGGUCCAAUGCAGCUUUUAUAAUGAAGUUGCUCUGCGGUGUAAAGAUGAUGAAUAUUUCCCGAGUUAUUGGAAUAGUGCAAAACUGUGUGAUAACCCUACUUGUCCCGGGGAAAUGGUUUUUCAGAGCGAGGGUCCUGCUUUUGUACCAAGCUGCUCACACCCAAACACUUCCACCUGUGACCAGGUCAGGACUUGUGUCUGUUCAGACGGAAAAGUGCUGAAUGAUCGAGGCAAUAGAACGGAAUGUGUGAGGAUAUCCGACUGCCCCUGUACGUUUGCUGGAAGGACUUUUAAACCUGGGCAGGAGAGAAAGACUGUGUUUGCUCUGCGGUGUAAAGAUGAUGAAUAUUUCCCGAAUUAUUGGAAUCGUGCAAAACUGUGUGAUAACCCUACUUGUCCCAGGGAAAUGGUUUUUCAGAGCGAGGGUCCUGCUUUUGUGCCAAGCUGCUCACACCCAAACACUUCCACCUGUGACCAAGUCAGGACUUGUGUCUGUUCAGACGGAAAAGUGCUGAAUGAUCGAGGAAAUAAAACGGAAUGUGUGAGGAUAUCCGACUGCCCCUGUACGUUUGCUGGAACGACUUUUAAACCUGGGCACGAGAGAAAGACAGGGUGUCAGACAUGCUACUGUAACCGUGGGAGUUGGGAAUGCUCAGAAAACACCUGUUCUCCAAAGUGCACAGUUGAAGGACAGUAUGUUAGGACAUUUGAUGGAAAAUCCUACACACUGCCUAAAAGAUGCAGAUACGUAGUCUCAAAGGGCUCCAACUUGACAAUAAAAGCAGACUUUUCUUCAUCGGAAACAGUAUUGACAAAAGUUGAAAUUAAUCUUUUCGAGGAAACGUAUACUUUUGAAGACAACAAAGUGAAAUUUAAGGGCAAGGAAAUUACAGAGCUCCAUAGAUCCGAUCAUGCCCUGGUUUUUUGGCAGUCCUCAAUGUUUGUUCUGGUCCACACAUCUUUUGAUAUGAAGAUUCAAGUUCAGAUGUCUCCUAUAAUGCAGCUUUACAUCACUUUGCCAAGAUCCCACACUGAAACUCUAUCAGGUCUUUGCGGCAACAGCAACAACGACACAACAGAUGAUUUCACCUCGAGCAACAACAUUAGAGAGUCCUCUUCUGAGCCUUUUGCCUUGUCUUGGGGUUACGAUCUAACCGGAAAUCCUCAAUGCAUUAGCGAAAACAUAGCUGACCUCUGCGUGAGCAGCGCUAACGAAAUAUAUGCAGAAUACAGGUGUGCUGGGUUGAAUAAUGAGGUGUUUGCCAACUGCCAUAACUACAUCUCACCCGAUCAAUAUCAAGCAGCUUGCAUUCAAGCAACCUGUAAGUGUGGCAACAAUAAGAACGACUGUUUGUGCACUGCUUUGGGAAACUAUGCAAAAGCCUGCUCCAGUUUGGGUGUUAAAGUUGGAGACUGGAGGACAGCUCUCAACUGCACCAUAAAAUGUCAGACGAACCAGGCGUUCUCGUACAACAACGUGAUCUGCAACAGUACAUGCAGCACCUUGUCUGGCAAUGACAUUCGCUGCGAACUACAAGGAGAUCCAGUGGAGGGCUGUGGCUGUCCAGAGGGGACACACCUGGGCGAUGAAAACAUCUGCAUCUCAAAAUCAAAAUGUCCGUGUCAUUACUCUGGCGUCACAGUUCCACCAGGACAACGAGUUAUCGACGGCCUGCUAUGCAAUUGCGAAAAUGGUGAACUGCAGUGCAACAAAGACUGCGGAUGCACAAAAGGGAAAGUCUGCUAUCACUGCUCACAAGGGUGGAUGAACACCGCUCAGAAAACAUGUGAAAGUCUCCUCAAGCCAGUUGAUUCAAGCUACAAAUGUGUGAGCGGCUGUUACUGCCCAUACGACCUUUACGAGGAUCACAACAAAAACUGUGUUUCCAAAGACAAGUGUACAUGCAGACACGACGACAAAGUGUUUGGUCCUGGAGAGCAACUCCAGACUGCCCGACAAACAUGCGUAUGCAUUGAAGGUGGCUGGAACUGCACGGAUAACCCACAACCUGGAAGAUGUCAAGUUUAUGGCAAUGGACAUUUCCAGACUUUUGAUUUAAAAUGGUACCGCUUCGAUGGACACUGUCAAUACACACUUGUUGAGGAUGAAGACAACACUUUCUCCAUCAGAGUGGAAACUGUACCUUGCUGUGAGAAAGAACUUACCUGCUCUCGUACAAUCAUUAUGGACCUAAAGGGUGAAGUUUCUCUGACGCUAAGAGACAUGAUUAUAAACAAAGAGUACGUAAAUGGCUGGACUAGUGCAAUAAAUUCCCUCGUGACCAUUCACACUGUGGGACUGUAUUUCAUCAUUCUGGUACCCAGUCGAGGUAUUACCUUAAUCUGGGACAAACACACAAGGAUCAGUAUUGAACUUGAUGGAACGUGGAAGAACAGAGUCAGAGGUCUUUGUGGGAACUUUGAUUCCAAUGAGAACAAUGACCUACGGAGAAAAGGCUCCACAGAGAUAAGUAGUGCUGUGAUCUUUGGUAACAGCUGGAAGAUUGCCUCUCCUCCUUGUUCGGAUGUGACCAACGAGGUAUUUCCAUGUGAACAUAACUCCUACUGUAAAGCCUGGGCUGAGCGGCGCUGUUUGAUCAUCACUGGAGAUACGUUUAAGAGCUGUCACUCUAAGGUUGACCCAAAGGCCUAUUAUGAAGCUUGUGUGAUGGAGUCAUGCUCUUGUGAGUUUGAGGGGAAGUUCUUGGGCUUCUGUACUGCAGUAUCAGCAUACGCAGAGGCCUGCAGUGACCAGAAUGUCUGUAUAAGCUGGAGAACACCUGAUUUGUGCCCGGUCUUUUGCGAUUACUACAAUAAACCGGGUGAGUGUAGCUGGCACUAUGAACCCUGCGGUACAACACUGACGUGUGGCAAGGACAGCAGUUUUACAAACAAACUAGAAGGUUGCUACCCAAGAUGUCCAAAAGAAACACCAUACUUUGAUGAAAAUACAAACAAAUGCACUCAACUCAGGAACUGCAGCUGUUAUUUCAAUGACACCGUUGUUCCAUCAGGACGGGUAUCUCAUGAGUGCUCCUGUUCAAAUGGAACAGUUUACUGUUCACCACCAACUACAACUACUACUACCACCACCACCACAGUGACACCAUCAACUACACCUCCAACAACUACUACCUUGACACCAACAACUACACCUACAACAACUACAACAACUACAACUACUACAACGACCACCAUGACACCAACAACUACAACUACAACCACUACCUUAACACCAACAACUACACCUCCAACAACCACUACCUUGACACCAUCGACUACAACUACAUCCACAACUACUACGACAACUACCUUGACACCAACAACUACACCUACAACGACAACUACAUCCACAACUACUACAACGACCACUGUGACACCAACAACACCUACAACGACAACCACAACUACUACCUUGACACCAACAACUACACCUAUAACAACAACUACAUCCACAACUACUACAACAACAACCACAGUGACACCAACAACACCUACAACAACAACCACAACUACCACAUUAACACCAACUACAACACCUCCAACUACUACAACCACAUCCACAACUACUACAACAACCACCUCGACACCAACAACUACACCUACAACCACCACCACUGUGACACCUACAACAACACCUACAACAUCCACAACUACAUCCACCACUACUACAACCACAACCUUGACACCUACAACUACACCCACAACAACCACCACUGUGACAUCAACAACUACAACGACCUCCACUACAACUACAACUACUACCUUGACACCCACAACUACACCUCCAACAACAACCACAUUGACUCCUUCAAGUACACCAACAAGUACAUCUACCACUACAUCUACUACUACUACAACCACUACCUUGACACCAACAACUACACCUCCAACAACAACCACCUCAACACCUACAACUACAUCUACAACAACUACUACAACUACCUUGACACCAUCAACAACGCCUUCAACAACCACAACAGUGACACCAACAACUACACCUACAACUACUACAACUACAUCUACAACUACUACAACAACUACCUUAACACCAACAACUACACCUACAACCACCACCACAAUGACGCCUACAACAACACCUACAACUACAUCUACAACUACAUCCACAACUACCACAACCACUACUUUGACACCCACAACUACACCCACAACAACCACUACAGAGACACCUACAACUCAACCUACAAGUACAUCUACAACUACAACUACUACUACAACCACUACCUUGACACCUACAACUACACCCACAACAACCACCACAGUGACACCUACAACUCCACCUACAAGUACAUCUACAACUACAUCUACUACCACUACAACCACUACCUUGACACCUACAACUACACCCACAACAACCACCACUGUGACAUCUACAACUACACCAACAACUACAACUACCUCCACUACUACUACAACUACCCUGACACCAACAACUACACCUCCAACAACAACCACCUCAACAUCUACAACAACAUCUACAACAACAACUACUACUACUACAACUACCUUGACACCAUCAACAACGCCUACAACAACCACAACGGUGACACCAACAACUACACCUACAACUACAACUACAUCUACAACUACUACAACAACUACCUUAACACCAACAACAACACCUACAACCACCACCACAAUGACGCCUACAACAACACCUACAACUACAUCUACAACUACAUCCACAACUACCACAACCACUACUUUGACACCCACAACUACACCCACAACAACCACUACAGAGACACCUACAACCCAACCUACAAGUACAUCUACAACUACAACUACUACUACAACCACUACCUUGACACCAACAACUACACCCAUAACAACCACCACAGUGACACCUACAACUCCACCAACAAGUACAUCUACAACUACAUCUACUACCACUACAACCACUACCUUGACACCUACAACUACACCUACAACAACCACCACUGUGACAUCUACAACUACACCAACAACUACAACUACCUCCACUACUACUACAACUACCCUGACACCAACAACUACACCUCCAACAACAACCACCUCAACAUCUACAACUACAUCUACAACAACAACUACAACCACUACCUUGACACCUACAACUACACCCACAACAACCACCACAGUGACACCUACAACUCCACCUACAAGUACAUCUACAACUACAUCUACUACCACUACAACCACUACCCUGACACCAACAACUACACCUACAACCACCACCACAAUGACGCCUACAACAACACCUACAACUACAUCUACAACUACAUCCACAACUACCACAACCACUACCUUGACACCAACAACUACACUUCCAACAACUUCAACUACAUCUACAACUACUACAACUACUUUAACCCCAACAACUACACCUACAACGACAACUACAACCACAACUACGACAACAACUACUACACUGACACCAUCAACUACAACUACAUCCACAACUACUACAACAACCACUUUGACACCAACAACUACACCAACAACUACAACUACAUCCACAACUACUACAACAACCACCUUGACACCAACAACUACACCUACAACGACAACUACAUCCACGACUACGACAACUACUACUUUAACACCAUCAACUACAACUUCAUCCACAACUACUACAACAACAACCACUCUGACACCUACAACUUCAUCUACAACUACUACAACAACCACAUUGACUCCAACAACUACACCAUCAACAACCACUACCUUGACACCUUCAACUACCACAACAACCACAGUAAUACCAACUACACCUACAAGUACUUCUACAACUACAUCCACAACAACUACGACCACCACCGUUACCCCAUCAACUACACCAACAACUACAUCCACAACUACUACAACAACCACCCUGACACCAACAACUACUCCUAUUUGUGAAUGUAGAGACAUUCAAAAUGACAAACGUUGGCCAUGCGGUGCAACAUGGAAGGAGAACUGUUUUAACAAGACAUGUGAAGACAAGAAGAUUAUCUCAACCACAGUACCUUGUCCAGGUCCUAUAAAACCCAGCUGUCCCAGAAAUAAGAUGACAAAAGUCACAGAUGGAUGCUGCGAAGAGUGGAAAUGUGACUGUGUCUGUGAGUUGUAUGGGGACCCCCAUUACAUAUCUUUUGAAGGAGUAAACUUUGAUUUUAUAGAAAACUGCACCUAUGUUUUGGUUGAGGAAGUGAAUCCAGUUUAUAAUCUGACCAUUGCUGUGGACAACUACUACUGUAUGCCUCAGAUCAAAGGCUCCUGCGUUAAGGGUAUUAUCCUGAAAUAUAAAAUGAACACUGCCACACUAAAUAUAUAUACAAAUGCAAAUGAAAAAGAGGAAGUGCAGGCCACCCUCAACAGUGUGACCAUUCAGCCACCUUUUGAAAAGGAUGGGUUAAGGUUCGAGUCCACAAAGAAGAAAGUGUUUAUCCAUCUUCCAGAGAUUCGGUCCUUUAUUUCUCUUACUCCUUAUAAUACGUUGGUUGUCAGUUUAGCCAUGGAAUUUUUCCACAACAAAGUCCAGGGACAGUGCGGUGAGUGUGGGGCUCCAGGUUCAUGUGUUCGUAGAGGUGGUAAAGUGGAGGAUGAUACCUGCUGUGAAAAGACUUCACAUAGCUGGGUAUAUCAUGACCCUCAGAAGCCAUCCUGUUCAUCGAAGGAUGUACCUUGUAACAUACCCACCCCACCCAGCCCACACACACUUUGCAAUGAAACAAACAAUCUUUGUGAUCUUCUUAACCACCAAGUCUUUUCAGAUUGCAGAAAAAAAGUCAAUUUGACGGUCAUACACACGAACUGCGAAUUUGACGGCUGCCCUGACAAAAAUGCUUCUUGUUCUGCUCUGGAGAAAGCUGCUGAAGAUUGUAAAAAUGCAGGUUAUUGUGUUGACUGGAGAAACUUCACCAAUGGAACUUGUCCGACCAGUUGCCCAGAAGGAUUGGUUUACGAAGAAUGCCGAAAUACUAAUGAUGACUACUGCGCUGGAGGAGAACGUCACAAAGGAGACUCCCUUGAUAGUGUCAGUGCAGGUUGCUUUUGCCCCAAAGGCCAAAUAAGAUCAGCAGCACACUCAAACACCUGUGUAAAAGACUGUCAGUUUUGCAAAGGACCAUUAGGAGAACCCAAACUGCCUGGUGAAAAGUGGGUGACCGACUGUUUUCUAUGCGAAUGUGAUAACCAAACUGUAACGGAAAAGUGUGAGAAAAUACCAGAAAAAAACCCACCUAUCUGUAAACCCAAUGAGAUUCUGGUGAAUGAGUCUUGCUGCUAUAUUUGCGUUGAGAAGACUUGCACUUAUCAGGGAAGGACGUACAAGGUGGGAGACCAAUGGAAAGACACCAACUAUCCUUGCAUGUCCCUCAGCUGCACACUAGAUGGCAUCAAGACAGAGAAAACAGUUUGUAAUGCACAGAACUGCCUUGAUGAGGACAAGGUUUGGGAUGACCAGAAAUGUUGUUUCACAUGCACCUCACGCAAACCACAGUGCUCUCCCACACUGACAAACAUAACCACCACUGUAGAGAACUGUACUGCUGUUAUAGAAGUCCCUGUAUGCAUGGGUCAGUGCUAUAGUCAGCCCAGCACCAACAGUAUGAUGAAAUCUGGUGUCCUGGAAGUGCAUCAGGUCUGCAAAUGCUGUGAGACGCUGGAGUCGGAGAAGAGAUCAAUGGAGCUAAGUUGCAAAGACAACUCCAAGAAAACAAUCAACUAUGAGUAUGUUAAAACCUGCGACUGCAAAAUAUGCAAAAACGAGUAAAACAGAAGCACAUUUUUUUCCAAGCUAAUCUUUAAAGCUGAUCUGAAAAUAAAAUGAAGAUGUUAUCUUUGUUCUUUCUCUUAAUCAAACACUGAAGUUCUCUUCCUGAUUGUUCUUUCCUUUCAAUAAAUCUGUUCUUUAAGCAUCGCAUGGUGUGGCAUUGUGUCUU